UUCAAAUUUUUGCCAUACAUAGGAGAGUCACGUCCCUUCUUUCUCCAGGUCAGGCCAGCUCGCUUGCUGCUCUACUAAUUCUGCAACAUGUUUCGGCGACUCAUUAAACUUUAUUCUUCGCCGCGAGCUUCAUUAUGUGUGCCACUAAAGCUUGGAACAAGAUCCAUUGCCUCUCAUGCCGCAGCUUCUUUACGCCUGGCCGGUGAUCCUUACAGUGAUGAAGAUUGUGCGGAUAUUGACUGGGACAAUUUAGGAUUUGGGCCGAGACCAACCGAUUACAUGUACGUAGCAAAAUGUGAUAGAGAUGGGAGUUUUGAAGAAGGUCAACUUAAUCCUUUUGGGACCAUCGAACUCACACCAUCAGCGGGGGUGUUAAAUUACGGACAGGGUUUGUUUGAAGGAGUGAAGGCAUACAGGAGAGAAAAUGGUGGCAUGUUCGUUUUCAGACCAGAGGAAAACGGGAUGAGAAUGCGGCUGGGUGCGGAGAGAAUGUGCAUGCCCGCCCCUUCCAUCCACCAUUUUGUCCACGCUGUCAAACAAACCGCUCUUGCUAACAAACGUUGGAUUCCUCCGGCGGGAAAAGGGUCCCUAUACGUGAGACCACUGCUACUCGGAACUGGUCCGGUUUUGGGUGUUGCCCCAGCUCACGAAUACACCUUCAUUGUCUUUGCGUGUCCGGUGGCCAACUAUUUCAAGGAGGGCUCGUCGUCCUUGAAUUUAUACAUUGAAGAUGAGUUUCACCGUGCUACUCGUGGCGGAGCCGGAGGUGUCAAGAGUGUGACAAAUUAUGCCCCGGUUUUGAAAGCGAUAGUGAGAGCAAAAGAAAGAGGAUUCUCUGAGGUCUUAUACCUGGAUUCUGUCCAUAAGAGUUAUAUCGAGGAAGCCUCUGCCAGCAACAUAUUCUUUGUGAAGGGGAAAAUUAUUUCAACCCCGCCUGCUAAUGGUACCAUCCUUGAAGGUGUCACGAGGAAAAGCAUCAUGGACAUUGCACUUGAUAAUGGAUUUCAAGUAGAAGAACGUAUGAUACACGUUGAUGAACUAAAGGAAGCUGAAGAAGUAUUUUGUACUGGAACUGCCGUUGGUGUUUGUAGGGUCGGAAGCAUCACAUAUAAAGGCACCAGGGUUGAGUACAAGACAAGCUAUGAAAAUGUUACCGAGAAACUCUCCUCCGGCCUAGCAGGGAUUCAAGGUGGUACAAUUGAAGACAAGAGGGGUUGGGCUAAGGAGAUUGUCCUAUAAUUUAUUUAAAUUUGUCCUCCAUUUAUUUAUUUAUUAAGUCAUAUUCUUUAUUUUUGUGGAUUAGCAAGCCUUUGUAAUUUAAUACACGUAUUCAAAUAAUAAAAACAAAACUAUUAGGAAGAAAAGGUAUAUUAUUGUCAUUGAUGUUGACGACUUUCGUGGUAAUUAAUAUAAUGAAUAUUGUUAUUGGUAUUCUUUUUACAAUUGUUGCUA
Messenger RNA from Cuscuta europaea, 1452 nucleotides. Lineage: Eukaryota; Viridiplantae; Streptophyta; Magnoliopsida; Solanales; Convolvulaceae. The record is from the annotation of a GenBank genome assembly.